Messenger RNA from Sugiyamaella lignohabitans, 2286 nucleotides. RefSeq names its product Nup133p (gene NUP133). Gene Ontology annotation, molecular function: structural constituent of nuclear pore; protein binding. The coding region runs from base 1 to 2286 and encodes 761 amino acids. NCBI's taxonomy places the organism in Eukaryota, Fungi, Ascomycota, Dipodascomycetes, Dipodascales, Trichomonascaceae. Gene Ontology annotation, biological process: protein import into nucleus; transcription-dependent tethering of RNA polymerase II gene DNA at nuclear periphery; poly(A)+ mRNA export from nucleus. Gene Ontology annotation, cellular component: nuclear pore outer ring. The record is from RefSeq and is a predicted model, not a curated record. The transcript has a single exon.
AUGGAUACACCGUCUAUUAGAGAGAUCCGUCAGUCGUCAUUUAGGAGCCAGGCUGGACGCCCUAAUGGCCGACGGAUUUUGAGUGGCUCCAAGUCUGCGACACCAGAAGUUAUUCAGGAAUCGGCUUCUACGAGACCAGUACCUGACCUUUCAUUGGAUUCAAAUUCUUCUAAUACAACUACCUAUAAUAAUGGUCCAGUAGAAUCCCGUAUUAACACGAAUUCUAGUAGUUCGAGUAAAUAUGGAUCGUUAGGAACCAGUGAACCAGCGGCCGGAGAGUCUUCUCAAAGAAGAAAAUCUAGCUUUAGAUCCGUUUCAAUUGGCUCAACAAGACAAGCUAGCCUUCGCAAAUCAUCGUUUUCUGAAGCUGAUACCAACCAUGGAAGGCUUUUCGAGCCACCUAAAGGAGGAGCUCUUGAUUUGACCAAGAACACCAGGUAUUGUGUAUCAAAGCUACCUGCAACACCGGCUGUUCUAAGCGGUUCGAUCAACUUAGAUGCUUCUGACUAUGAUAGUGACGAUGUUUAUGGUGGAAUUGCAGACCAGGGUACUAAUUUCGCUCUUGUUUCGAGUCCUUCGAGCGCGUUUGUGUGGUCAUAUACCUCGCCUGAACACGUUCCUGCCACUAUUUCGUUUCCAUAUGAUAGCCCAGAUACCUUGACUGUGCUUGUAUCACCAGCUCCAGGUACAGAAGAACCUGGCUUGGUCAGUAUUGUGGCGAGUAGUGGAUUGCUGACAUACUGGGAGUCAGUCGACGGUGCCAUUGCAAAUGGACUUCUUAAGAGAAGAAAGAGUGUUAACCAUGAGGUGAAACUUUAUGCUGGUGAGGUCAUUGACAAUAUCCGAGCCAUCGAACCUGCUGGUGUCAUUGUUACUACCACUUCUGGUAGGUUUGUGCUUAUCACCCUGCGGGACUUAUAUGGAAAACAACUGGUGAGCAGCGUUUCUAUGAGAGGUGGUGGCCCUGGUUUACUCUCAUCUCUUAAGAGCGCUAUUUUGCCAUCAAGUUCUCGUCGAGGCAUAGUGUCAGUUAAACCUGGAUCCAUUACUGGUCGUACAGAGAGACAGGUUAUGUUUAUCAAUCAAACAGGAGACUUGUCUAUUUGGGAAUGCUCUCGUGGUGGUCGAAGUCGCGUGCUUUUCGAAGGUCGACUCCACGAGCUGAUGCUGAACCACAUUUCACCAUUAUACAAUGAAGCACAUCGUACAUUUAAAGUACAUGAUGUCGAGCUUUAUGAACAAGAACGCUGUAUCUUUGUUCUCAGUUCGUUUGAAUAUAGUGACAAAGAGACAUAUUAUGUUCUGUUCACCAUUCUGAUAGAAGGCAACGCGGACUCGACUAAUGAUGUUAAGCUACUUUCGGCCCAUAGAGUGCAGAUGUUCACAGGAAAGUCUUCUCAGCCACCUAAACUCAUAUUUCCCAAGCCAUACAAAACUCUGUUUAUCGUAUUCUCAGAAGCUAUUGUACUGUUAGAUUCGAUGAACGUUAAUGUCAGUGAGGCACGCGGAUCCGUGAAUAGCGCUACAGCUGCAGUUGCAUUGGCAAAUGGUGUCCUUCGUAGAUGGGAAGAUGUCAUCACCUUUAAAUCAGGGGUCGAAAUCGUCGGCGCCGAUGCCGAAGAUUUGAUCGUUGAGAACGCAAAGACGAUUAGAAACUGUGGUAUUAUUGCAUUAAUAAGGAACGUGGGAACAGUGCGAGUGGAAAGGUUCCCAGAUGAAGACAGUGGUCAACGUAGUGGCAAUUUAUUGAAACGACAAGAAGCAUUAGAACCGGAGCUUGCAAAGUCUCGAAUUGAACAGGCGGUAUUCUACGGAUCAGAGGAUGGAGCUAAUCCAUUGACCUUCAACAAUAGACCAGAAAUUCAGCUUGAUAACAACAUUCUUGAAGAUUCGUUUUUGCAGGUUUCAAAAGAGAUUCUCGAAACAAGAUCUAUUUAUAUGCCACCAAUUCUUCCAUCAUUGUCAGAACAUUUGGCACUACGGGUUCUAUACUUAUCACGACUGGCUAGUUACUUACAUACGAAUUUUGUCCGAGCAUUAACGACAAAAGCUAGAUUCCAACUUCUGUGGGAUCUGGAAAAGGCAACUGCCGCCAAAGCAUUAUGGGGAUACAUUGAUUCAAAGCUACAGGAUGACAAGUAUGCUGAUGACAGUCUUCUAUUUAGAGUUAUUUCUAAAAACACACGUUCUCCAUCGAACGGUGAUAAAUUACGUGAUUGGUUUAUAACACAGGUAAGAUACAAACAAACAAGGUCGUUGGAUGUUCACAAGUGCUUCGGCACCUAG